Quercus lobata is the source of this 987-nucleotide messenger RNA. RefSeq lists its product as uncharacterized. NCBI's taxonomy places the organism in Eukaryota, Viridiplantae, Streptophyta, Magnoliopsida, Fagales, Fagaceae. Bases 1 to 987 code for a protein of 328 amino acids. The record is from RefSeq and is a predicted model, not a curated record. The transcript has 6 exons.
AUGGGUAAGAAACGCCGAUUGCCACUUGUAGAAGUCGGCGAAGGACCCUUGAGUUCACGACAGAGAGGGGAGGAGCUGCAAGCCGCCCAUACUAGUGAUGCUGGGUCAGAACCCACAGGAAUGGAGAGGGACCAUCCAUUGACAAUUGUGCAAGUUGGCCAAGGUUCAUCACGCUCACGAGACAUCAUGCAGGAGGAGUUAAGGGCCGCCUAUGAUGCUGAGCACGCAAGAUGGGAGGAAGGAGAUGAUGAUGAUGAUGAUGAGACACAGCCACCUUCUGCAGACGAUUUGGUCCAAGAAACCGCACCAUCCAAUGAUGGGCGUGCAGAAGAUGCAGUUCGGGAAACCCCAAUAUCCAAUAAUAUAAAUAAAAGACGUGGAAUAACGCUAAUGCAGCGAAUAUGGGCUCUCCCACCGAACAAGAAACUUGUAUGUGGGUUAAAUGGGAGCAUGCAACCGGUUGGGGAAAGCGGGCAAACAUUCAAAAGGUGGUUGGGCACCUUAUGCAUCUGCCGCAACUAUUGCCCACUUAUGCCUGCUACUUGGACGCAUGUCGACCGUAAAUGCAAAGAAGACGCCUGGGUAGAGAUAGAGAAAAAGUGGAUCAUUGACCCAGAUAUUAUCAAACCAGCAAAUCAAAUGAACUGGGCAAUGCACUUGUUAGGGGAGUUGAGAAGGAAUCGAAGGAGUAAGUUAAAAAAAAAAUGCUACCCAAAAGAUGCGUUAAUAGAAGAGGUUUAUCUCAAAAAACCAUCUUGGGCUGACGAGCAGGACUACCGCGCACUAGUUGACUAUUGGUUUGCCGGUAAAACGAAGGAAUUAACGGAUACGAACAAGAGAAGUCGUUCGUUUCAGACGGAUAUAGCGAGGACAGGGCCUAUAAGUUUUGCACAAACUACUGACAAUAUGCAAGAGUUUGGUUUGGUAUAUAGCAAUUGGGAUGCAUAUAGGCAGGGGGUUGUAGCUGCGUUUAAAACGUGGCUAUAG